Arachis duranensis is the source of this 2638-nucleotide messenger RNA. RefSeq lists its product as uncharacterized. The transcript has 6 exons. Gene Ontology annotation, molecular function: protein binding. The coding region runs from base 160 to 1110 and encodes 316 amino acids. The record is from RefSeq and is a predicted model, not a curated record. NCBI's taxonomy places the organism in Eukaryota, Viridiplantae, Streptophyta, Magnoliopsida, Fabales, Fabaceae.
UCCCAACUAUGCUUACGUGUCACCCUCCUGCCGCUCCAACCAUAUCUAUAAAUUCUUUUAUUUAAUUAAUAUCGGGAGCAAAGAAAAUUAGAAAAUGACCCCACAAUAAAGGAGGCUACUUUAAAAUUAAUAGUUUUCACUUUUCAGCAAUGAAAAUCGAUGGCCAUGGAAGUGGAAAUGGAAGGGGAAGAUGGUUCCAAAUUCUCAUUACAAGUCACUGAAGCUCGAAACACAGUCAUUGGACGAGGCUGUGGCGGCGGCUUUCAUACAAAGGAUCGCACCGUUUCACGUCGCCACGUCUCCUUCCAGCUCAGCUCCGAUUCCGAUGACCCUAGGGUUUCAUUCGAGGUCAUCGGAAGGAACCCUUUUUGGGUUCACCACGGAGCUCUUGGCCUUAAGGUUUUCCGCAAGUUCGAAAAGGGUCAAUUGGAACUCGGUGACCGCUUUUCCCUCUCCGCCAUAACACCAUUCUGGCUCCAUUUCAAUUUCAACAACCCAGCUCAGAACGUUUCAAGUUCAAAGCCUCAGCUUGACAUCGACAUUGACCAAAUUGACCUUUCGCAAUUCGAUCCCGUUAAAGAGAUUUUGAAGACUUCAUUUUGGGUUUUGGGAAAUGCAGAGUUUGGUUUCCUUGCGAUUGGGCACGAGUUUGAUGACUAUCCAAAGGGGAAGAUCCGCAAUGUUAAGGAUUGGGAGUGGUUUCUUGAGGAAGCUAGAAAUGACAGUGAUGAUGAUGACGAUGAGGAGGGGAAGCAGAGGAAGAGGAUGAAGAGAAAGCGGAAGAAAAAGAAGGGUCCGGAGGAGAAUGAAGAUGAUGAAGAAUGGGGUGGUGAAAGUGAUGAUGAGGGUAAGGACCUUGUUUCUAACAUGAGCAAAGGUAAGAAGAGGGCAUGCUACUCCACAAGAUCUAAAGACAGGAAAAGUGGCUCUACAAGCUCUAAGAGAAAGAGAGAUACUAAGAUCAAUCAAACUUUUGAAGAUGAUGAAGAUGAUGAGACUCUAGGAGGCUUCAUUGUUGAUGAUGAAGAGAAUGAUCAGCAGGAGGAGUUAGAUGAUGAUGAUGAUGAAGAAGAAGAAGAGUUCGAAGAAGAGGAGGAGGAGGAAGAUUAAAGUUUUGAAUUAAAUCAAUGUUGGUAUAUGUGGGAAUGUUGUUCAGUUAGGAAACACUUGAUAAUAUUGAGUUCUGUUUUGGUCAAUGGCUUAGGAAUGAAUCUAGAUUCUAGAACAUGCAUUAAUUAAUUACACAAGAUAAAGAUUGGAAUAUAUAUGUAUUUCGAGCCAUUAUAAUUAUUAUGAAGUAUUUAAGCACAUUUAUAAAAGGAUAAACUUAUUAAUACUUGAAAAUAUAAAAUAAAUAAUUAGCAACGACGACGUUUAUGUGAGUGAGAGUAGCAUGAGCAGAAAUAGAAGGAGGCAUGAACGCUAAUUUAGCUGCAGAAUCAGAGUUGCAUGAGCGUUUCAUCGGCGUUUUAGGGUUCUCACUUCUCACUCACAACUAACUAUUCUCCAUUGAUUCCAAGUUGCAUGCUUUUUAGUGUUAAAAGGUGCACAACACAAUUAAUUGAACGCAUGGAAGCUGCCACCUACGAGUCUACGACUACGAAUACAAUGGCGAGCAAGAAUUCAACCCAAUUGCCAAUCACCAACAUUACGUAGGGCCCUCCUUCAGGGAAGCUAUUCGUUGGAGGCAUCUCUUGGGAGACUUCUGAAGAAUCAUUUUGUAAGUACUUCAACAAUUACGGGGAAGUGAUAGAUUCAGUGAUAAUGAUGAAUAAACAGUCCGGAAGGCCUCGGGGCUUUGGCUUUGUAAAAUUUGCUGAUUCAGCUGUUGCAGAUGAAGUUUUGUCACAGGAGCAUACCAUAGACGGCAGAGUGGUUGAAGUGAAGAGGACUGUCCCUAGGGAGGACACGGAAGUUACCGGAGUAUUCAGAACAAAGAAGAUCUUUGUUGGCGGAUUACCCCAAUCUUUGUUGGCAGAACUUGAUUGCACGUAAUUCGCUACAGGGUAUCGCGGAUUACGUUGAGGGCGGGGUUACUCAUAAACCGCUACACCCUGUAGUGGUUUAUGACCAAAUAGCUUUUAUGCAUAAUCCGCUACAGGGUGUAGCAGAUUAUGAGUAUAGUGAUUUGUCUAUAUAUACCGCGUGAGGCUGUAGCGAAAAUCAUUUGAGUUAUUUUGGAAAGAAAGUAGAGAGAAAGGAGAGAAAAUUUAAAAUAUUUGAGUAGUUUGGAAGAAUGGAGGAUGAACGGCGGUUGUACUGGCUCGACGGCGUUGCUCACGUAGUCAACCAUCGAUGCAGAGCCAACCCGAUGUGUGUAUAGCGUCCGUAGGUAACAGAAUAUGCCGUUACAUGAUAGGAUCAUACUUUACUUAGAGAGGGCUGGGUUGUACCACCUGGCUAGGCUGAACGCGCAUUGGUUCUAGUUGGAUGAACCUCUGGUCAGCGCAUUUAUUGAGAGGUGGCGGCUUGAGAUCCACACUUUUCAUAUGCUAUUCGGAGAGUGUACUAUCACGCUCCAGGACGUGGCAUACCAGCUCGGGCUGCCCGUGGAUGGCCAGGCUGUUUCCGGGUGCAUGACAGACUUCCACAUGCACAUCGAGGGGGCCAGACCGGUAUGGGAGUGGUUCGAGAAGUU